CCAUGGUUGAGGAUAACUUAAACCUCAAUCCAGUGCACUGCAACAACAACAACAACAUCAAAGCCUUGCUUGGAAACCACUGGACUGAUUCAACUCCCACAGCUUCUCUCUCUCUCUUUCUCUUGGUGCUUUCCUUUUCCUGUCUUCCACUCUCUUCUUGCUCCUCUCCCCUGCCCAUCUAACUUGAAUCUUAAGGCAUAGAGUUGUUACCUUAUAUAUUUCAGGUGCCAAUUCCCUUACCUUCCCUCUCAGGCACAUCAAACCCAUUAAGCUGAUUCUCCCAACUUGGGGGAAUGGGACUGCAAUCAUGCAGCGUCACGCAGAAGCUGAGGAAAGGCUUUUGGUCUCCUGAGGAAGAUGAGAAGCUCUGCAAUCACAUCACUAGAAGUGGAGUAGGCUGUUGGAGCAAUGUGCCUAAGCUUGCAGGACUACAACGAUGUGGAAAGAGUUGCAGACUGAGGUGGAUCAACUACUUGAGGCCAGACCUCAAGAGGGGAAGCUUUUCCCAGGAAGAAGAAGGUUUGAUCAUUGCACUGCAUCAAGUUCUGGGCAACAGGUGGUCACAAAUUGCGUCCCGAUUGCCGGGAAGAACAGACAAUGAGAUCAAGAACUUGUGGCAUUCGCGCAUCAAGAAGAAGCUUCGGCAAAUGGGGAUCGAUCCGAUCACCCAUAGGCCACUGAGUGAGGCAGCAGCGGUGCAAGAACAGGAGAUCUGCUCGAGCAAUCCAGUCCUUGCCACCUCCUUUGAACACUUCCCAUGGAUUCAAACCCAGGAAUGCCUCGACCGGUCACUCGAUCAGAAUGACUUGCUAGCCAAUGCUGGACUAGCCGAAUGCAGCAGUGUGUUGGAUGUGCCAGAGACAUAUGGCCAUGGAGAGAGCUCGAGUAACAGCAGCAACUGCGACUGCCAUGUGCUACGAGAAGAAGUCCUGAGUUGGACUUGUGAAGGUGGGUGGGAACCAGCGACUCACAUGCAGAUCAAUGGAGUGGAGACUUGUGAGGGUGAGUCGAGCGCAUGGCAAGAGAAGAAGCAGCAUCAUGUGGCAAGCACAGAUGAUGGCGGCAGCCUUCCAAUGAGAUCGCUGGACCGCGAUUUCACGAACGAUGACUGCGGUGUCACUCAUGAGGCUUUGAAGAGCAUACUGAACGCGGAUCUCUUUCGGAGUUUGGAAUGAUCUGACGAAGAGUUUUCAGGGACGUCAUGAGUUGCUCACGCCACCCUGUUGGUCUACAGUGCGUUGCAAUUUCCACUUGUUGGAUCUUUGUCCUUCUACAGAAACUAGUUAUGCUGGAUAAGAUGUGAUGCUUUGUAGUUUCUGAUGUCUUUGUAGGCUGUGGUUAUCUUUGUCAUCAUCAUUGUUAGUAGGUGUUACUGAACUCCUUUUUGCUCUAUUGCUCCCAAAUGCAACACAAUCUGCCUCUGUCUGCAGUAGCUGUUUUCACCUUUGAUGUAGUGAUCCAACAGAGAUACAAGAGAUUCAACAGCAGAGCAGAACCACCCUCUAUUCCAUGGUAAGCAAUUGGGUUAGUUUUAGUUUUGUUGGAAACUUUAA
This is a messenger RNA of Musa acuminata AAA Group (dessert banana), 1553 nucleotides long. Its product is annotated as myb-related protein Hv33-like. The transcript has 3 exons. Lineage: Eukaryota; Viridiplantae; Streptophyta; Magnoliopsida; Zingiberales; Musaceae. The record is from RefSeq and is a predicted model, not a curated record. The coding region runs from base 294 to 1175 and encodes 293 amino acids.